Solea solea (common sole) is the source of this 3067-nucleotide messenger RNA. RefSeq names its product tumor necrosis factor ligand superfamily member 10-like. Gene Ontology annotation, cellular component: membrane. Bases 113 to 976 code for a protein of 287 amino acids. Lineage: Eukaryota; Metazoa; Chordata; Actinopteri; Pleuronectiformes; Soleidae. Gene Ontology annotation, molecular function: tumor necrosis factor receptor binding. Gene Ontology annotation, biological process: immune response. The transcript has 6 exons. The record is from RefSeq and is a predicted model, not a curated record.
AGGGAUAGGGAGGGUAAGAAGUGAAGGAGCAGCUCCUGCCAUUGUUCUCGGUCUGGAAGUCCGGGUUCGGGUUCGGGGCUGGAGGCUGGAGACUGGACGGCGCUCUGUCGCUAUGACGGGCUCCGGUCCGAGGCUCGGGCUCCUGCUGCUGCUGGCGGUUCUGCUGCAGACUGUGGUCGUCACCAUCACCGUGCUGCACUUCACCACGGCUCUCAACUCGAUGAAAGAGACGUUUGCCAGGAGCAGCGUUUCCUGUUUGACGGGCGCUGACCUGCAGAGCAUCACCGUCGUGAGAGGAGAUCCGUGUUGGCAGGUCACACAGCAGCUACACCUGCUCAUCGAGAAGUCUCUGUCUCAACGUUACCAGCGGCAGAUCUCGUCAGCGGUGAGAGGUGAAGUGUCUCGUGUGUUGCCCUCACUUGUGAUGGAGGACAGUGCUUCGCCUCGCCCCAAAGUGGGCGCCCACGUCACUGGCAGCUUCUUGCCUAAUCCGGCGCGUGACGGAGGAGUGUCGGCAGGGCGUCGCGUCCAGGGUCAGAAGAUCUCGUGGUGGGAGGGGCAGAAGGGGCUGGCCUUCCUGCAGGACGUGCAGCUGCUGGACGGCGAGCUGGUCGUCCCGCAGCCGGGACUUUACUACAUUUACGCGCAGACGUAUUUCAGACACACGCACGCGCUCGACAGCGAGGAGGAGGAGGGGGAGGACGGCGGCGAGGAGGAGGAGGCGCAGGACAGAGGGAGGCCGCUGCUGCAGUAUGUCUACAAGAAGGUGACCUCAUACCCGGUUCCCAUCCUGCUGAUGAAGACCAGCCGGACCUCCUGCUGGUCCCGGGGCUCCCAGUUCUCUCUGCACUCCGCCCACCAGGGGGGGCUGUUCCCGCUCAAUGCCGGCGACCACCUGUUUGUCACGGUGACCAACGCGUCGGCCGUGGACACGGACGAGAAGAGCAGCUUCUUCGGUGCUUUUCUCAUCAGUUAGAGAAUCUGACGACAGACUUUCACAGACUUCCUCUCUGACUGCACUUGUAACGUGAGAAAGUGAAAGAUCGCAGGUUGGUUCUGAAAUCACGACACUGGUUUUUUGUCGGUGGAGGAGAAGUUCUAAUCUCACGGUGGAGGCUUCAACUCAAACACUUUUUAUAUACAUAUGAAAUAUUUCAGCACAAGCACGAGACAAUUAAGUCUUUAAAUUAUGUUUCUAAAGUCAUGGAUCAGUUUGUUUUUACAAGGAAAACUGUUCAUGUCUUUAUCUCACUGUUAGACAGACUUUUACAUGAAACUGCAGGUUUCUCUUCCCACACCAUAGCACAUAGAGAAAAUCAGUGAUUUUAACAUCACAGCACACAGGAGUUGUUGAUCCACUGCUGCCUCCAUCACUAAGUUCAAGUGUCGUAUUUUAAUUAAUUUGGCAUUUGAAAUAUUUCGUUUAGACUGAACUCAGAGGACACAAAGUGACCACGCGAGGCAGCAGAGGACCAGCAGCUCCUGUGUCCCCCACAAGCUAAAAUCACUGAUUUGGGGUUUGGUGCAGGAGAGAAAAGAUUUUAGCCACUUAACCAAAGACAUAAGCUUAAGUCUACAAGAAUGUGUUUGUACUGAAAAUGAAGUUUAUAAACCACUCACUCUCCCACACCAAACCCCAAUCAGUGAUUUCAGGGACACAGGAGCUGCUGGUCUACUGCUGCCUUGUGUGGUCACUUUGUGUCACUGAGAUAAAUCUGAACAAAGGAUUUCAAUUGCCGAAUUGACAAAAUAAGACAUUGUAACUUAGUGAUGGAGGCAGCAGUGGAUCAACAACUCCUGUGUGCUGUGAUGUUAAAAUCACUGAUUUUCUCUAUGGGGUUUGGUGUGGGAGAGUGAGUGGUUUACAAACUUCAGUUUCCUGUUGGAAAAGUCUGUCUCACAGUGAGAUAAAGACAUCUUAAAGACAUUCUUAAAGACAUCGUAGACUCAAACUGGUGUAGAUUUUAAUAGUAGAGUCUUUCAUAAAGUGGCUAAAAUCAGUUUUUUUCUUGUGUCCUCACUGAAAGCAAGCCUCAUAAAACCACACUAAAAAAAACACUUUCAAACGUGGCCCACACCAUAUAAAUGGACUGCUCUAAAUGGAGCCUCUCGUCUGUGGCAGCCGGAGGCUUUAAUCCACUGAGUGCUCAUCACUCACGAGUCUCUGCUCUUUAAAGUGUCAGAGAUGGAUCGACUUUUUUGUUCCCGGCAAGAUUCGACUUAACACGUUCAUUUCUCACGUUUGAAACGUACACAUGUGAGCAAUAUGUGAACUGAACAUAUGGUCGUAUUCACAGCAUCAUCAUGGAUCUGUGUGUGUGUGCGCAGUUUUACAACAGCUUUAAAGUAACUUUUUAUUUAUGUUUGUUUAUAAAAAAUGUUCCAGUGUGUAAGAAUUAGUGAAAAAAGUCAAAAUUCUCAGAUUUAAGUCGAAAUUUGGGGGAAAAAAGUCAGAAUUUGUAGAAAAAAAGUCAGAAUUUGUAGAAAAAAGGCAGAAUUUGUAGAAAAAAAGUCAGAAUUCUAAGAUUUAAGUCAGAUUUUGAGAUUUUUCAAUCUCAGAAUUGUAACUUGAAACUAAAAAAUCUAAAUAAAAAUGUAUAAGCUAGGAUCCUGAGACUUAGAUUUAAAUUGAAUUCUAAGAAGAAAAAAAAGACGAUCUUUUAUCAAACUUUUUAUUUAUGUUUGUUUAUAAAAAAUGUUCCAGUGAAUAAGAAUUAGUGACAUCUGGUGGUGAGACUGCAGAUUGUAUGGAACUAUGGUGGCCUUCACAGAGGCUUGAAUGUUUAUAUUCAAGUUUCUCUUUUUUUAAAAACAAACGCUGCAUCAAAUCCACAUGAAAAAGACAAAUGAGCUGACUGUACCUUUAAUUCAGCCGCGUCCAUGUGUCCGUCCGUCCGUCAACCUGCGGCCGACUUUGUCGUCACAAGCUGAAGAAGAAUCUGCACAUGAGUUGAGUACGAACAAAAUCAACAAAAACAAAAGAAAGUUUUAUUUUUUUUAACAAAACAAUGUGAAUGUAAAUAUGAGUUUGUGUAAAUAUGUGAAAUAAAGACAAUGUUCAACUAAA